ACUGGGACGGGCCUCCAUUGGUCCGCUACUGGGCUCCUCGAGGGCAGGGCGCUCGCGCUGGCGGACUCCAGUGACACAGCACGCGCCAGCAGUGUAGCGUGAAGCGGCUCCGCGUCGGCGGGAAAAGUGAGACCGAAGGAAAGAACUAAACGAAAUUGGAUCGAAUAAACUACUUCUGACAAGUCAAGUUUAGCUCGCUUCUCUAACAGACAACUUCUCUUAUAUUUUUAUGGCAUGUACGUAAACACAGACGCAGCGGCUGUGUCAGUCAUGUCUACAGCGCUUGAACAGAACAGCCGGUGGAAGUUACUCUGGCUUUCUAAUGGUGAGCCAUGGAUGAGGAGGACAGCCAGGAUGAGCUGAUCAACAGGAAUGCGUCCAAUGGGCGAGGAAAAAGGCCUGCCUCUUCCGUCUUUACGGACGAAGAGAAUGAUACUGAUGAACUGGGGUCCAGCUCAGAGGAGGAGAGUGAAACUGAUAGUGGGGAUGGAGAUGAGGACAACGAUGGUGAUGAAGACGAAGAGGAUGAGGAGGGGGAUGACAGUGAUGAUGCUGAAGAGGAUUCUGGGAAGGCUGCGGAAGGCGCUGUCAGAGGAGCUUUAACCACUGAUGCUGCAGACCUCAGCUCAGACGAAGAUGCAGAAAAAUGCCCCAUCUGCCUCAACUCUUUCCAGCAGCAGCCACUAGCCACGCCUGAGAACUGCGAGCACUACUUCUGUCUGGACUGCAUCCUGGAGUGGUCCAAGAACGCAAACUCCUGUCCCGUCGAUCGGAUUGUCUUCAAAAAUAUCUGUCUCAGGAGGUGUUAUGGGGGGAAGGUUCAGAAGAUGAUCACUGUGCAGAAGCCAGCCAAGGCAACUCCAGAGCAGACUGAAGUGGACCUUGAUCAAACCAACUGUGAGGUGUGCGGUCGGAGUGACCGCGAGGACCGGCUGCUGCUCUGUGAUGGCUGUGAUGCAGGCUACCAUAUGGAGUGUCUAACCCCACCUCUGAACUCAGUUCCUGUUGAGGAGUGGUUUUGCCCAGAGUGUGCUGCCAACAACAACCCUGCAGGGGCUUUCUCAGAGGAGGUGAGCGAGGAUGAGCUGAUGGCCCUGACAGCCGAUGCUGUGCCCACCACUAGCCACCUUCGAACCUCCAGCAGCAGACCGACGCGGGCCAUCGCCCGUACCCGGCAGAGCGAGAGGGUUAGAGCCACGGUGAACCGGAACCGCAUCACACAGGCACGCACUAUGCAGCACGUUCCCCGGUAUCUUGUCCAGUCCACCUGGUUGGAUGAGACCAUUGAAGCCGUGGUGGCAGGUCUGAACACGGCUGCGUACAUGCGUGACCUGACACCACGCUCUAGGACCGGCAGGAGACGAAAAACAGCUAAGCGAAGAGCAAAGAAUAAGAAGGUGAAGACUAAAGGGUUCUCAGAUGCUGGCAGAAAAGACAGAACUGGUGGGAAGGGGGCAAAGAGACGCAAACGACGCUCUAGGAAGUCUAGAUCUCGGAGGAAACAGGAAAUGAAGGAGAUAACACCUCGUUCCCGCCUGGCUAAGAGUCUGCGCAUUGGGACGCCACUGCGGACCUCAUCAAUUCCCUCCGUUUACCGGCCUGCUGAGCAGAGCCUUGGGAGUAUGCGUGCUGACAUAGGGGCUGCCUCUCUGUCCAUAUACGGAGACCCAUUUGACUUGGACCCUUUUGAAGAUGAGGCAGAGCAGGCAGAGCAGUCCCCAGGACCCUCUCACCUGCUGGACGCGAAAAGACGAGGCUUGUCCCGUUCUGCUCUGCGCUCCCAUCGGCCAGUGGCCCGGCCUGUACCUGUUGGUCUCCACAGACGGGGUCUUGGUAUUCCUGAGGUGGAGGCGGAGGCAGAGGCUGCUGCUGUGCCUGAUCUUCUUGGCAGCAUCUUGUCCAGCCAAAGCAUGCUGAUGAUGGACAGUGCUGACGUGGUUAUCAACAGGGAUGGCUCUCUAAAGGCUAUCAAACCAGUUGGCAUUUCCUCUCCAAAGGCCAUGAUUCCCAGCGGUGGAGUCUGCCAGACCACAGCAGAGAUUCAGGUCGGGGCCUCACCAAGCUCUGGAACAAGUGCCUUUCAUGCCAGAGGGGAUGCAGGGCAGUCCGGUGGCUUUCCCGUCAGGCCCUCGCCACCUUUCAACUUCCCUAGCCCUUCUCUGGGAACACCCACUUCCCCUCAGCUGUCUGGCUCAUCCCCAGUGCCACAUCCCGCAUCUCCUGGGAACUCUCGCAUUCCUCUGAACAAUCCCAUGACACGAAGUCCCUGCACCCCUGGGAACCCUCUUGACCACGUUUCUGGUGGACGAAGCCCAAAUUGUUCUACCCUCCACACUCACUGUGGACCUAAGGAAGCGGCUGUGCCGCAGGAGAAGGUGCCUCCCAAACCCACGUGGCUGGAUGUGUCUGGUCUACCACGGAUACCAAAGAUCAAAAGGGAGAGCCCUAAUGGUUUGGCUCCUGGUGGAAAUGACGGUCGCAGCAGUGGCAUCCCGGAGUCCUGCUUAAACAGUUUGACAGGCGACAGGGUCCGACAGCAGACUGCAGGUCAAGGGCUAUCUGGGACUGAGCAGGGAAGGGUGGGUGGCAGUGACGACAGGCAGAGGCAAGGUGGAGAGGGCACCUCAUCAUCAUUCUCAAGCUCCUUCCUGUCCUCUGGUCCACCAACUGGGCACACUAGCUCCUCCGCUGUAAGCUUUCGUAUCAGCAGUAGUGGGAACUCGUGGCAUGCCAGGCGACUGGCCCACGCCAGGGCACAGGGGGCGGACCGGCCCUGCAAAAAACUCCUCGAUAGUGAGCAGACACGGGGCAAAGAUAAACCCACCAAGAGUGAGAUCUAUGACCCAUUUGAGCCCACCGGCUCCGAUUCAGAUUCCCCCACCAGCACUUCGGAAAUUGAGACUGUGGACAGUCACCCCCAGCUGGGUGUGCUGGAAGAGAAACGGGGACAGACAUCUGUUGCUGGAAGUAAGCAAGAUGACAUCAAGGCCAUAACUCACCAAGCUAUAAGUGAGCCACCAGACAGUGACGCUGAAGCUGAAGACUCAGGGAGUAGUGUUGAAAUCAAUGACACAAAACACUCUGCAGGUCUGAGUGACAGUUUGAAAAAGACGUGUUUGUCUGAGGAGUCGAGCUCUGAAUCUCCGUGUUUUCCUGAAGUGUGGCAAACAGUUGUAAGAGGUGCUAAAGCGAGUAGGUCCGACGAAUGCAGCGAGCCAAGCCAGCAUCCAAAGAGAGAACCUCAUUGGACACGCUCGAGGUCAACAUCAACUUCCAGCCACAACAGUGAGACUUCCAUUAAGACUGAGGAUAAACCAUAUGAAGUGGAAGGUCGCCGCUCUCAGUCCAGGUCCAAGUCAAAGUCGCCCUCAAGUGCAGUGACCGAUGGAAAACGGGAAUCAGAUGAAAGGAAGACGACCGAGGGCAGACGUUCCAUCUCAAGCAGCCCAGAUUCAAGCAGGAAGACAGAGCCCAAGGGGAAGGGCAGAGAGAAAAGGACAUGGUGUUCCCACUCAAAGGAGCACAACUGGACUGGGUCCCCUUCUGACACAGAGUCAGAAGACUCAGACAGGUCCUGGAAGAAACGGAAGCGCUCAUGGUCAUGGGCAAAGGACAGGGGGCGGUCCCGGUCGAGCAGCAAAGACCGAUCUAAGAGGGAGAUAUUGGGGAGAGAAAGCCAUGACCGAAAAGGUAGCGAUAGGUCAAAGGACUUGAAAGACAAAUGGCACGGUCAGUCUCGGUCACGAUCAAGGACCAGAUCCAGGUCAGGAUCUAAAUCCAGAUCCCGGUCGAGAUCUAGGGAGCGAAGAAAAGACCGGAUAAAAUCUUCUUCAAAAUCAAAGGAUGGGAGCAGGUCACACUCAAAAGACAAGAGGCGACCAAGGUCCAGGUCGAAGUCCAGAGAAAGGAGAAAGGAGAUCUGUCCGUCAGACAGUGCUCACUCCACUGAGAGAACUUCUCCACCACUAGCAAGUUGUUCAGCAGCCGUGUCCCAAGAGGUGAGACAGCCUAAAGAUACCACUGUGGAAAAAUCUGUUUCUCACAGUACUGCAAAGGAAAGUGAGAUUACAAAGAAGAAAUCUGUCCCUCAUAACAUGAAUGUAAAAGGCAGAGAUUCAAAAGACAUAAAGGUUUCUCCCAGCAAAGCAAAAGAAGCAAAGGAACACAAAGAGAUUAAAAAAGAAAAAUCUGCUCCUCUUGAGAUGCUCGGAGUGGCAAAGAAACCGAAAGUAUUCAAAAAUGAAAAAAGUCUUCCUCUUAGUCUAGUCAGGGAAAUGAAAGAUCCUGCUGAAAUGAAAGACGAGCAGGUAUCUCAAAGCACAGUCAAAGAGGAACAUCCUGAAACCUUAGAAGAACCUGUCUCACACUGUGUGGUUGAAGAUGUGAAAGGGCCUAAAGUAAAAGGUGAAAUGUGUGUCAAAGAAGAGAAGAGCGCUGCAGAGAUUAGAGAACAAAGACCUGUUUCUGGUGGAGAGGCUUCAGCCUACAGAAAAGAUGACAGUGCCAUGAUAGAGAUGAAAAUGGAUAAUUUUACGCUGCAGAAAAUCAAACCAGAGCCUCAUUGGCCAGAGGAGAAUACACAACUGUCAUGCCAGAGUAAAAUGCUCUCUGUUCAGAGCCAGCCUGCAGUGGCAGAAGAUGGUCACAUGGGGGCCAUGGGGACAUGCAGUGCCUCACCCAAAAAUGUCUUGAUGGCUAAGGUAGACUUGGCUGCCUUGAAUGCAGCAGGUGCUGCAAAACCUGAGGAAAAGACCUCAGCAGAUAUCAGUAUCAACAGGGACCCCUUUCUGGGUAGCCUGAUUUCCAUCAAGACGGAGAAGUUUGAACUUUCUGAACCCAGGAGUGGCAUGAAGAGCUGUGUGACACUUGGCACAUCGACACAGAGGCCAGAAGGACUGCCCUCGCUCAGAGAUGUGAAACAGGAGGAACUGUCUGUGAGCAAGCUUGAGUUACCACAUGUAGUUCAACUGGAAAAACAGCAUGUGUUAAAGGAGGAAGAACAGUCGUUCUGUAAAGAACGGACGGCUUCAGCAGUCAGCCCUCAGAGGUUGCCUGCAGUGAAGCAGGAGUUACCACCCAUGUUAGAAACCACGACUGAACCAGCCCCGGUCACUGUUGGCGCGAAGUCCAAACCCUCGGUAAAGAGGGUCACAUGGAACCUGAAGGAGGCAGAUAAGCUCCCUUGUGAGAAAUCUGGAAAACUCUCUCACCUCAAACUGGGGCAGAGUAGCCGGGAAAGUUCCCGCAGGCCUACCAGCAUGAGCCAGACCGCUGGCCAGGGCACUGGUCAGGCCAGCAAUCAGACCACCAGCCAGGACCUCCCCCAGGGCCCUGCCCCUAUCACCCCAGUCGGAGAACCAACUGCUCACAUCAUAAAGAAGGCAGUCCCAGCAUCAAUAUCCCAUGGCACCCCUCCUGGGUGUGAAACCCAGCCAGGCCAGUCUCAGUCCAGCCAGGGAGCUCCAGCAGCUAAGAAGAAAGAUGCUACCCAGAAUGCAUCCCAAAAGGACAAGUACAUGAAGAAGCUGCACAUGCAGGAGAGGGCUGUGGAGGAGGUGAAGCUGGCCAUCAAGCCUUUCUAUCAGAAGAGGGACAUCACUAAGGAUGAGUACAAGGACAUCUUGCGCAAAGCAGUUCAGAAGGUGUGUCACAGCAAGAGCGGGGAGAUCAACCCAGUGAAGGUGGCCAAUCUGGUGAAGGCCUACGUGGAUAAGUACAAACACGCCAGGAAGCACAAGAAAGGAGGAGACGAGAGCAAAGCUCAGGCUCCCGAGAAACCCAAGGCCAUGGACAACUCCUGAGAGCACGCAUCCAGCAAUCCAUCAGGCAGAGCCAAACUCCUCCACACCCUGUCAUCCCUUUCCCUUCCUUCUAUUAGGUUGUCUUUUUUCCACAUUUUGAUUUUAUCUGUAUUAAGAAAAAUCAGCAGCAGCUCAAGGGCUUAGAGAACCUGGUAUCUCAACGCAUUGUUCAUUCAAAGAGGAUGUAAGCGGCAGUGGGGAGCACAAGCACAAAGCAGAGGUCUCCCAUGUUUGCUUAGCGUGCAGGAUGCUCUGCCACUUAUGCUCUGCAUUGGUCCACAGAGGCUGCUUUGACAGCAUCUUAUAGCCCCAUUCAAAAGAACUCUUUGUGUUCUGACCUUCCGAUUUCCUUUUUAGGCUGAUUUCUUUGGUCUCCUUGCCCUUAACUUUCUCUUUGCUAAAGUUCCACCUUUGCAUUUCCCUCCCGUCUACUGAAUUGCAUAGAAACUGGUAAGGAAACUGUUUAGGGGACACUAAGUCUUUGCCCGUACCCUUUCAGACUCUCCGCUAUGUAAUUUUCAUUGGAAUGCCAUCUUACGGUUUGGCGUUGGAUUGAAGCGUGCUCUUAUUUUGUAUUGUUUGUGUUCCACACCAGCUGAUGUCUGCCAUUUUGCUGGAGAUGGGCCCACAUGGGACCUCCUGUAUGUCCCUUUCUUUGAACUGUGGUUCCAGCCACCUACAGGUUGCAGGUUUUAUUGCCUGUCCUCUUUCAGACACAUGCGUGUUCCAGUAAGCAGGGAUGAGAUGGAGAACACAACUGUCGGCCACAUGACAGCUCUGUUGCCUUGCUGCUUUCAUCCACGGGUUAGGAGUAGCAGGUUUCUACACAGUAGCAAGCAUUUAUGCUUUCUUUCUUUUCCUGCUAAGGGAAGUAACAGCCAUUCACCUUGGAAAUGAAAGAGGAGCUUGUAAAAGAGUUCCGGUUCUUCUCUGAACUCCAUAACCAGGCAGAUGG
Molecule: messenger RNA, 6756 nt
Organism: Scleropages formosus (Asian bonytongue)
Lineage: Eukaryota; Metazoa; Chordata; Actinopteri; Osteoglossiformes; Osteoglossidae
Gene: phrf1
Product: PHD and ring finger domains 1
Exons: 18
Coding region: 333-5801 (1822 amino acids)
Source: RefSeq, a predicted model, not a curated record